AUGCCUGUACUGGCCCCGCUUCGUACGACCAUCAGACCCCAGACCUGGAAGACAGGCAUCGCCCUGCGCUUCGAACUCUACGGCUGCCAGAUCACUGGUAAGAAAAGCUAUGUUGCUUUCAAACCAAGGCAUAAACAGUAGAGAGAACUGAAGAUGAAAUCCAAGUUUUUGUAAUAAAAUGUCCCUGUCCAUGUCUUCACUCAACCACUCAUCACCAAAUUAUUAGAGCUAUAGUGAGCUAGCUGUAAUUAGGUUUGUCUAGUUAUAGUUGCCACUGUCAUUAGCAGUGAUUUGUUUCCCCCCACAUCACAACAUAAUAUAAUAUGCCAUUUAGCAGACACUUUUAUCCAAAGCGACUUACAGUCACGUGUGCAUACAUUUUUACCUAUGGGUGAUCCCGGGGAUCGAACCCACUACCCUGGCGUUACAAGUGCCAUGCUCUACCAAUUGAGCUACAGAGGACCACGAAAGGAGACGGGCUGUUUAGCUCAGAUGCUAUCAUUACAUGAAAGGAGACGGGCUGAUUAGCUCAGAUGCUAUCGUCACAUGAAAGGAGACGGGCUGAUUAGCUCAGAUGCUGUCAUCACAUGAAAGGAGACGGGCUGUUUAGCUCAGAUGCUAUCAUCACAUGAAAGGAGACGGGCUGUUUAGCUCAUAUGCUAUCGUCACAUGAAAGGAGACGGGCUGUUUAGCUCAGAUGCUAUCAUCACAUGAAAGGAGACGGGCUGUUUAGCUCAGAUGCUAUCGUCACAUGAAAGGAGACAGGCUGUUUAGCUCAGAUGCUAUCAUCACAUGAAAGGAGUCAGGCUGUUUAGCUCAGAUGCUAUCGUCACAUGAAAGGAGACGGGCUGUUUAGCUCAGAUGCUAUCGUCACAUGAAAGGAGACGGGCUGUUUAGCUCAGAUGCUAUCAUUACAUGAAAGGAGACGGGCUGUUUAGCUCAGAUGCUAUCAGCGCUACCAUCACACACACACACAUUGGCCCCUGAUGUCACACAUUGGCCCCUUUAUUUAUAGAAAGACCCAUGUGUUUUGUAGUGAUGUGAUGAAUAGAUGAGAGACUGGGUGGUCACGUGUAUUAGCCAUGCAUUGGAUGCAAUAGUUUUAGUGAUAUGGUCAGCAAAUUGUUUCAUCAUGUCAUAGCUUGAGGGACAGUGAGUGACCAUAAGUUAAAACACACACACAUCAAACUCCAUCAUUAUAUUAUUUGCUGCCAUUUUUGUUGACACUGAGAAGGACAGAUGUGCUUUUAGCGACAGAAAGCUCUCUCAAGCCUGACACAAAUGACACAUAAACUAAAUACUGUUGUCCAUAUUAGCUAUUAGUGUCCCUGGGCCUGGCUGGCUGGCUGGCUGGCUGGCUGGCUGGCUGGCUGGCUGGCUGGCUGGCUGGCUGGCUGCACACUCAAAAGGAAACGAGACAUGAGACCCACACACAUACACACACCUCCCACACACUCACCGCCCACACACACAUAGCGGGGAUGCCAGCCAUAGGCUACAGGGUGUGGCAGACCCAUACAGGAAGACCUAAAGCAUUCAGUCACUGACCUGUCAUCAGCUGUUCUCUGGGAUGAGGGCUGGCUGUGUCCCUCUGUCUCUGUCUCUGUCUCUGUCUCUGUCUCUGUCUCUGCCUCUGCCUCGUCUCUGCUCUAUGCCUCUGCUCUGCCUCUGCCUUGCCUCUGUCUCUGUCUCUGUCUCUGUCUCUGUCCUCUGUCCUCUGGUCUCUGUUCUGUCUCUGUCUUGUCUCUGUCUAUGCAUCUGCCUCUGUCUUCGUCUCUGUCUCGGUCUCUGUCCUCUGGUCUCUGUCUCUGUCUCUGUCUCUGUCUAUUCUCGUCUCUUGUCUCAUGUCAUCUUGUUCUGCCUAUGCCUAUGCUCUGAAUCUGCUCUCUCUCAUAACUCUCUCUCUGCUCUGAUCUCUCGCUAUAUAUAUGUUAUCUGUCUAUGGCUAUGUCUCUAUCGUAUAUCUUCUCUAGAUCGAUGAGCUAGAGAGAUCGAGCGAUAUCGCUAGAUAUCUCGAUCUCUCUCUUCUCUCUCUCUUCUCUCUCUCUCUUCUCUCUCUUCAUCCCUUGUUUCAGGAGGACCUACACCACAAUCACCCUUUAUUUGUUAACACCUUUUUCAUUUUCACACCUUGUGUGGAGGGAGAGAAAACAGCUUUAUUCCCUGAGCACUAGUAAAGGAUUGUGUGAGGGAGGGAAAACAGCUUUAUUCCGUGAGUAUUAGUAAAUGAUUGUGUUUGGGAGGUGCUUUAGGUGCCCACUCUGUUUUAAGUUACAGCCCUAUGGACCCUGGUCAAAAGCAGUGUGCUAUAUAGGGCGAAGGGUGCCAUUUGGGACACAGAGAAAGAGUGGCUUGUGUUUGUUGAAGCCAACUGCUGUGACAGAACUACAUGAAACAUUGAUCUCACUAGCCUUGAAAUGUCAACGUCAGUCUUCCUCAAUGCUCAUUACCCAUCUCUCUUUUCUUCCUUCCCCUAACCUCCCCUUCCCCCUAACCUCCCCUACCCCUAACCUCCCCUUCCCCUAACCUCCCAUACCCCUAACCUCACCUUCCCCCUAACCUCCCCUACCCCUAACAUCCCCUACCCCUAACCUCCCUUCCCCCUAACCUCCCCUUCCCCCUAACCUCCCCUUCCCCUAACCUCCACUUCCCCUAACCUCCCCUACCCCUAACCUCCACUUCCCCCUAACCUCCCCUUCCCCUAACCUCCCCUUCCCCUAACCUCCACUUCCCCUAACCUCCACUUCCCCUAACCUCCCCUACCCCUAACCUCCCCUAACCCUGAAUCUGUGUCCAGGAAACCGGCCCUAGAUAUAUUUUAAAUGUGUUCAAUAAAAUGAAUAAAUUCAUACUCCCCUCCAGACGCUCCGUGUUCUGAGAUGCAGGGGAUGCUGUCCGGCCUUCUGCCUGACUCCCAGAUCACAGCGUCCUCCACGAGGGAUAUCCACGGCUCCAUGGGGACAGCUAGGCUGGUAGCCAGCAGGUCAGGAUGGUCCCCCAGCCCAACGCAGCCUCUGGCCGGGGAGGAGUGGCUCCAGGUAUACAACAUUACCUCUUCACACUGGCCAACCCAGAAACAAUGUUUGUCUUAGCUUUUAGUGUUCUCACUGUAAAGUGCUGUAAAGUGUGUUGCGAUUUUAAAUGCACUUUAGGUAAAGUUGGAUUUGAUUUGUUUUGAUCCAGGUGGACUUGGGGGUCCCUAAGACAGUGCGAGGCAUCAUCACCCAGGGGGCGAGGAGUGUGGAGGGGAGUACCUCAGCUGAGAACAGGGCCUUCGUCAGGAAGUACCGCGUGUCUCACAGCAUGACGGGCAAGGACUGGACCUUUAUACUGGACAGCAAGACCAACCACCCUAAGGUAUGGGGAACACACACACACACACACACACACACUGACCAACUGUGCCAAGGUGGGGGAUAUGUGUGCACACAAGCUUGCACGCACGCACGCACACACACACACACACACACACACGCAAGCACACACACACACAAGCACACACACAAGCACACACAAGCACACACACACACACACACACAUACAUACAUACACACACACACACACACACACACACACACACACACACACACACACACACACAAUCACACACACACACACAUACACACACAUACACACACACACAUGCAUACACACACACACACACACACACACACACAUACAUACAUACACACACACACACACACACACACAUACACACACUCCUGUCUGCGUCUGUCACUGCUCCCUCUGAGGUUUAGGGUCCCUCUCCUCCUAUUCCCUAUUUAGUACACUACUGUUGACUGCUGUUGACUACUGUUGACUGCUGUUGACUACUGUUGACUACUGUUGACUGCUGUUGACUACGGUUGACAACGGUUGACUACUGUUGACUACGGUUGACUACGGCUGACUACUGUUGACUGCUGUUGACUGCUAUUGACUGCUGUUGACUACUGUUGACUACGGUUGGCUACUGUUGACUACUGUUGACUACUGUUGACUACGGUUGACUACGGCUGACUACUGUUGACUGCUGUUGACUGCUAUUGACUGCUGUUGACUACUGUUGACUACGGUUGACUACUGUUGACUACUGUUGACUACUUUUGACCACUGUUGACUACUGUUGACUACUGUUGACCACUGUUGACUACUGUUGACUACUGUUGACUGCAGUUAACUACUAUUGACUACUGUUGACUACUGUUGACAUCUUUUGACAACGUUUGACUACUGUUAACUACUGUUGACUACUUUUGACUACUUUGGACUACGUUUGACUACUGUUGACUAAAGUUGACAACUUUUGACUAAUUUGGACUAUUGUUGACCACUGUUGACUACUGUUGACCACUGUUGACUACUUUUGACAACUUUUGACUACUGUUGACUACUGUUGACUACUGUUGACUACUGUUGACUGCAGUUGACUACUAUUGACUACUGUUGACAACUUUUGACAACUGUUGACUACUGUUGACUACUGUUGACUACUUUUGACUUAUUUGGACUACUUUUGACUACUGUUGACUACUGUUGACUACUUUUGACUACUUUGGACUACUGUUGACUACUGUUGACUACGGUUGACAACUUUUAACAACUUUUGACUACUGUUGACUAUUGUUGACUACUUUUGACUACUGUUGACUACUGUUGACUACUGUUGACUACUUUUCACUACUUUUGACCACUGUUGACUACUGUUGACUACUGUUGACUGCUGUUGACUACUGUUGACUACUGUUGACUACUUCGGCUACUGUUGACUACUGUUGACUACUUUUCACCACUGUUGACUACUGUUGACUACUGUUGACUACUGUUGACUGCUGUUGACUACUGUUGACUACUUUGACUACUGUUGACUAAUGUUGACUACUUUUCACUACUGUUGACUACUGUUGACUGCUGUUGACUGCUGUUGACUGCUGUUGACUACUGUCGACUACUGUUGACUACUUUUGACUACUGUUGACUACUGUUGACUACUUUUGACUACUGUUGACUACUGUUGACUACUUUUGACCACUUUUGACUACUGUUGACUACUGUUGACUACUGUUGACUGCAGUUGACUACUAUUGACUACUGUUGACUACUGUUAACUACUUUUGACUACUGUUGACUACUGUUGACUACUUUGACUACUGUUGACUACUUUUGGGACGCACCCAGUGACUCAGUCGUCAGAUUCCGAGACUCUCCUCUCCUCUUCCGUCCCUCCAAUUUCAUUACAGUGUGAGCUACUCUGAUUGCAUAUACAUUUAAUAUUUUACACUUGUGUUAAUAAAACUAAAAAUACUCCACUACAGGCAAUUCAAUGCUCCAGCAGGCAACUUCCCACACACACACACACACACAUGCACACGCACGCACGUACACACACACACACACACUACUACCAGACAGAGACACACACACUCACACACACACGCACGCACACACACACACACACACACUACUACCAGACAGACACACACACACACACGCACACACAGGCAACUUCCCACACGCACACAAGCACACACACACACACACACACACACACACACACACACACACACACACACACACACACACACACACACACACUGCUCCUCCAAAGCUCUCCUGCUGUUCCAUCUAAAAACCUUCCUGUCAUUGUCUCUGCCACAGAUCUUCGAGGGAAACACGCACUACGACACUCCGGAGAUCCGGCGGUUUGAGGAGAUACCGGCUCAGUUCAUCAGGAUCUACCCAGAGAGGUGGUCUCCUGCUGGGAUAGGGAUGAGGCUGGAGGUCCUGGGGUGCGAACUGCCAGGUAAGACGGCAUUACUCUCCCUCAACCUAACCGAUCAGGGCAGACAAAAGUUGUGCUAUCUGUCAAACGCAUGCUACUGCAAAGUGGAUAGCAGUGUCUGCUAA
Coregonus sp. 'balchen' is the source of this 5907-nucleotide messenger RNA. The record is from the annotation of a GenBank genome assembly. NCBI's taxonomy places the organism in Eukaryota, Metazoa, Chordata, Actinopteri, Salmoniformes, Salmonidae.